CAGCCAGCUCCAGAGAGGGAGAGGGAUGGAUGUUGGAGGAGGAAUCUGGGCUUAACAAGUGAUUGCUGCUAUCUAGGAUUUUGUUCUUUUUUUCUGGGGGAGCCUUGACUUCCUUUCCCAGGCAAGCCCUCCCGUGCGGAACUCCAGUGGAGCCAGAAGUCUUGGGGGGUCUUCCCCGGGGCAGCCCAGGACCGCACACCUGGGCGCCUGCAGCGAGGACUCCGUGCUCCCCCCCUGGCCAGGCAGCAGAACUUGUUCCGUGGAUAUUCUGGAGCCUCCACCUGCCACACAGGCGUGAUUCCUUCCACCCCCAGGAGCCUCCCCCCCCACCCUCCAGCUGUUGUUGCAGCUUGAGGGGGGACAUCAAAACCAGCUGGGGGGAAUUGUCUUUCUUUUUAUUUUGGACCCCUCCUGGGAAUGGUGAAGUGCUUCUUCUGCAUGAUUUUAGCUGACGGAUACUCUGCAUUUCCUUGAUCUCUAUGGAGACCUCAGAGCUGGGUUUGCCCCUGCUGACACCUCAUCUUGCACCACCUUCCACCUUCUCUACCUCCCAGGGUCUUUGCCCCUGCCGCUGAUAGUUUGGCAUUGCCCCUGGGUCCAGGAAGCCUGUGAUGAACUUAAGGGGAGAGCCCGGAGGCUCAUCCCAGUAGGUGUGAGGGACAAUGGCUGGACGUACUUCAAGUCUAGUGUUAAUAAUAAGCAGUCACGGGAAGGCAAGUGCUAAGACGAAAGGCUUAUCUGCAUUGUGAUGGACUGAGCUUUGGACAGUUUCCAUGGCAGAAAAAUAUAUGCCAUCUUCUAGGCACAACCGCUGGCUGUCGGAGACUUGCUGCCUUUGAAUUUUGCAGCAGCAUCAUCAUCCACAUCCUUAUAUGUAUCCCCAAAUUUGAACACCCACCCCAAAACAGGUGUCUGGGAGACGCGGACAUUCUGGGACUUAGGCUUGAGUGUGCCAGGCUGUUCACCUGGACCCGGCCAAGCUCCGAAGAGCCAUGUCGAAUCCCUGGGGAAGACAGAGCAUGGGGCGUGCUGAUUUAAAAACAGAAAAUGCAAAGUUGGACUGAAACUAUCCUCCGUCUUCCAAGCAAUCUGCUUAAGGGUUCCAAACUUACCUUACUUUGGUGAGGAAAAAAAAAAAAAAAGAAAGAAAGAAAGAAAGCUGCCCUAUUUUUUUUUUUUUUCUUUCUUUCUUUCCUCUACAACCAGAACCAGCCAUUUCCCCAAACCGCCACCAUGGAGGUUGCAAUGGUGAGUGCGGAGAGCUCAGGGUGCAACAGUCACAUGCCUUACGGGUACGCGGCCCAGGCCCGGGCCCGGGAGCGGGAGCGGCUGGCCCACUCCAGGGCAGCGGCAGCUGCCGCGGUGGCCGCGGCCACGGCUGCCGUGGAAGGCAGCGGGGGUUCCGGAGGGGGCUCCCACCACCACCACCACCAACACCACCAACACCACCACCAGUCCCGGGGGGCCUGCAGCACCUCCCACGACCCCCCGAGCGGCCCACGCAGUCGCAGGAGGCGGCGCCCGCAGCCGGAGAAGAGGAAGGGCCACCACCGGCCCAGCAGCUUCCCGCACUGCGCCGACCUCAUGCCCAGCGGCUCGGAGGAGAAGAUCCUGCGGGAGCUGAGCGAGGAGGAGGAGGACGAGGAGGAAGAGGAGGAGGAGGAGGAAGAGGAGGAAGAGGAGGGGAGGUUUUAUUACAGCGACGAUGACCACGGAGACGAAGGCUCCUACACGGACCUGCUGCCCCAGGAGGACGGGGGCGGCGGCGGGGGGUACAGCGCGGUGCGCUACAGCGACUGCUGCGAGCGAGUGGUCAUCAACGUGUCCGGCCUGCGCUUCGAGACCCAGAUGAAGACGCUGGCCCAGUUCCCCGAGACCCUGCUGGGGGACCCCGAGAAGAGGACCCAGUACUUCGACCCCCUGCGCAACGAGUACUUCUUCGACAGGAACCGGCCAAGCUUCGAUGCCAUCCUGUACUAUUACCAAUCCGGGGGCCGGCUCAAGAGGCCCGUCAACGUGCCCUUCGACAUCUUCACCGAGGAGGUCAAGUUCUACCAGCUCGGCGAGGAGGCCCUGCUCAAGUUCCGGGAGGACGAGGGCUUCGUGAGGGAGGAGGAGGACCGCGCCCUGCCGGAGAACGAGUUCAAAAAGCAGAUCUGGCUCCUCUUCGAGUACCCCGAGAGCUCCAGCCCGGCCAGGGGCAUCGCCAUCGUCUCCGUCCUGGUCAUCCUGAUCUCCAUCGUCAUCUUCUGCCUGGAGACCCUGCCCGAGUUCCGGGACGACAGGGACCUCCUCCUGGCGCUGAGCGCGGGCGUGCACGGCACAGGGCUGGGGAACGACACCUCGUCCCCCCACCCCGAGGGCUCGGGGCACACGGUGUUCAACGACCCCUUCUUCAUCGUGGAGACGGUCUGCAUCGUCUGGUUCUCUUUUGAGUUUGUGGUCCGCUGCUUCGCCUGCCCCAGUCAGGCGCUCUUCUUCAAGAAUAUCAUGAACAUCAUAGACAUCGUGUCCAUCUUGCCUUACUUCAUCACCCUGGGCACGGACCUGGCCCAGCAGCAGGGCGGCGGGGGCAACGGGCAGCAGCAGCAGGCCAUGUCCUUUGCCAUCCUCAGGAUCAUCCGCCUGGUCCGCGUGUUCCGGAUCUUCAAGCUCUCCAGACACUCCAAGGGCCUGCAGAUCCUGGGCCACACGCUCCGGGCCAGCAUGCGGGAGCUGGGCCUUCUUAUCUUCUUCCUCUUCAUCGGGGUCAUCCUGUUUUCCAGCGCCGUGUACUUUGCCGAGGCCGACGAGCCCACCACCCACUUCCAGAGCAUCCCAGAUGCGUUCUGGUGGGCUGUGGUGACCAUGACGACCGUGGGCUAUGGGGACAUGAAGCCCAUCACCGUGGGGGGCAAGAUCGUGGGGUCCCUGUGUGCCAUCGCGGGUGUCUUAACCAUUGCUUUACCAGUGCCAGUGAUUGUCUCUAACUUUAACUAUUUCUACCACAGAGAGACCGAAAACGAGGAACAGACGCAGCUGACGCAGAAUGCAGUCAGCUGCCCGUACAUCCCUUCCAAUCUGCUGAAGAAAUUUCGGAGCUCUACUUCUUCCUCUUUGGGAGACAAGUCAGAGUAUCUAGAGAUGGAAGAAGGAGUUAAGGAAUCUCUCUGUGCCAAGGAGAAGUGUCAGGGAAAGGGGGAGGACAGUGAGACAGAUAAAAACAACUGCUCUAACGUGAAGGCUGUGGAGACUGAUGUGUGAAUCCUGGUCUCCGCGCGCCAUUGCCCCCUCGCCCCCAAGCCCGGCAUCUCCAAAUAUAUUUAUGCACAGAGAGUGCAGUUAUGAAAAUGAAAUAUGCAAACGAAUCCAACGCAUACAGUAGUACACCAUUCAAUGGUUAUACAUGGCAUAAUUGUUAUAAACUUGUAUUACAUAUCAAAUAAAUGAUGCAUCUUGGAGAAGAGGGAGGCUUAAAUAGGAGCAACUCAAUCUUUAUAUUUUUUAUUAGGAUGCAAGAAUUUUGCACAUUAACUGGAAAGGAUGUUAAAAGUUAAAGAUGGCUUUGUGGAAUGAGUGUGUGCGUUUGUGUGUGCGUGCUGUGUGCGUGUGUGUAUGUAUAAGUAAAUUGUCAAUGUUUUUUUUUAGUAAUUGUGCAGUAAUGGGAAAAGUUGGCAUUUUGAAGUAUUUACUAUGUAAGAACUAAUGAAUUUGAACAGUCAUUUAUCAGUGCUUUAAUAGCAUCUCCUGUCUUUGGAUUCCAUGGUUGUUUUUUUAAAAUUGUUAAGAAUUACUAUGUAGAAAAAAAAAGAAAGUGAAUUAUUUAAUAGCAUAUAGGUCACAAUUCUAUCUUGGAUUUAAUUAAAGUUUAUUUUUAACUGGAAAUUAACUUUUCAAAAGGCUGCAGGGGUCUUUAGAAAUUGUUUAUAUUUUAUUAUUAAUUUUGGGAUGAUAUGAGAGCAAAUGCCUAAUAAUAUGGGAGAAAUGACAUCAGAGAAAAUGUAACAAGCUUUGUUUAGAAAUCCCAGCACUGGAAUUUUUUUUUUCUUUGCACUAUUUUAUAUGCUGGAGAUUGAGAGAGACUUCAUACUGUGAAUGUUUACUAAUGUAACAGUUCAAUGACAAUCAUUGGAACAAUAAUUUCUUUGUCCUAUUUUAUUGUUCUUUUCUUUGUGUGAGACUAAAUGCCAUGCAGAUAACAGCACAGAUUCCCUUCUCUUUUUAAAUCUAAAUAACUGAUCUGCAAAGGGCCUCUGACGUCGAAUUUAGCAACUGAAUUCUUUUGAAAUCGGUCUGUUACAAUGAUGUUUCUGAAACCAUCCUAUUCUUCUGCCUUUAAAUCCAGAACAAUUUAACCAAAGCUAAUGCAUGCACUGAAAGAAUUAAUGAAGAAAUAGAUGCCCAGAUGCUACAGUGAUUAUGGCUUAAGAGCUUUCUAUUAAAUGUAUAACAUAAGUGACAGA
Molecule: messenger RNA, 4442 nt
Organism: Pipistrellus kuhlii (Kuhl's pipistrelle)
Lineage: Eukaryota; Metazoa; Chordata; Mammalia; Chiroptera; Vespertilionidae
Gene: KCNA4
Product: potassium voltage-gated channel subfamily A member 4
Exons: 2
Coding region: 1234-3243 (669 amino acids)
Biological process (GO): protein homooligomerization; potassium ion transmembrane transport
Cellular component (GO): membrane; voltage-gated potassium channel complex
Molecular function (GO): delayed rectifier potassium channel activity; potassium ion binding; protein binding
Source: RefSeq, a predicted model, not a curated record